Aaosphaeria arxii CBS 175.79 is the source of this 1046-nucleotide messenger RNA. RefSeq lists its product as uncharacterized. The transcript has a single exon. The record is from RefSeq and is a predicted model, not a curated record. The coding region runs from base 361 to 906 and encodes 181 amino acids. NCBI's taxonomy places the organism in Eukaryota, Fungi, Ascomycota, Dothideomycetes, Pleosporales.
AUAGAUUCUAAAGGGAGAGAGUUUGUGAAGAUAGAUUGAUAGUCGCUGAUCAAGUUUGCGUGUCACGGGAUCGAGCAUUCACCUCACUAUGCGGGCGCCGUCCUUAGAACACUGCCUUCAAUCAACACCAGAAGGAACAGAAUCUCACACACACUGGGAGUUUCUUUCAGUAAAGGCUUCAAGUUGGUCGGACGCACUUUAAAUUGAACUUCAAGCGCUGCGGCACACGAACCUCUCAGCGGAAAAUCAAUCCAAAAGCAGCAAUCACUCAAUCUCCCACUCUUUGACUUCACUACACCUACAGCCGCAAGACCCAUAUCCUCCACUAUCUUUUCCAUCAAGGAUACCACAAACCCCACCAUGGCCUACUCUCAAGAUGAUGACAUUGCCGGUAUGGGCGCCCUUCACGACCUGGGCAACACCCGCUUCGACCACGACACUGCCGCCAUCGGCGACCGCGACUCUGCGUUCUUCGCCAACCGCCCUAUCCACGUCGCCAAAGGCGUAGCGCCCAAAGGUCUCGAAGCCGUCGUGUUCAGCUGGCACGCACUGCAAUACACCACCGAAGACAAGGACGAGAAGGAGGAGCUCAAGGGCGAUCUCCACGGCGGCCAAUUGCACCGGGCGAACAGGGCAGCUAGAGAGCGGGAGAAUGGUCACCAGCAUAUGAUGAUGAUGCACGGAGGAGGAGGUGAAGGACGCAGAGGUGGGAAGAAGAAGGGAAGGGGAGGGCCGAUGAUGGGUAUGCCGAUGCGUGAGGGAGCGUUCAAGCAGGGCAUCGAGGGGUAUACGGCUGCUAUGAAGCCGCCGGGGAAGGAUGUACUUCCUUGUGCGAAGGGGUUCCCGGAAGAGUUGAGUAAGGAUCUUUUCUGGGAUGGACCGAUCGUGGAGUUGAAGGACCGCUGAUCAAGUGGCCUUCUCUUCUCUUCUCUUCGUCUACUUUGAGGCUGAGGGCUUGUAAGUAGAGGAGAAGAGAUACUUCACGGCAAGAAGGGCACUUGAGAUGUCUUUUCAUUGAAGUCCAUACCAUGAAGCUGAGAGAGGAG